AGUGAAGUCAACAGACUGCUGUCAAAACAAACACAUGUUAAGGUGUCUAAUUUAAACUUUUUGUUUAGAUUACUUUAUCUUGUUUAAAUUUUCUUUUAAAGUAUCAUAAUUAAAUUUAUUAAUAAAUAUAAUGGGUGACAUAAUAGAUAAUGAAGAAAUUGACAGGGACACUGUGGAAUCAAAGGAUUUAGAACAGAUUUUUAAUGAAAAAUACACCUUGUUAUGUGAAACCGCUGUAACUCUCAAAAAGUCGUAUUUAAACAAGUUAUCUGGCAUUAAAUCAUUACAAUUUGCUGUUGGUUUAUCUGACAACAGUAUUGAAGUAUAUCAGUUGAACAACACAUCACUAUCCCGAGUUUGCCGGCUUAGUGGCCAUCAAAAAGCACUUACUGAAGUGGUGUUUAGCCCUAAGGAAGAUCACAUCUUGUAUUCGGCUGGUCAAGAUGGAUUAUUGAAAAUGUGGGAUACAAGGACCAGUGGCAGCUGUGUCCAGGAAUAUAAAGAUGACGAUGAACCCAUAAAACCAUACGACUGCAUGGACAUUUCGUGUAAUGGACGAGUUCUUUGUGCUGGCAGUCAGCUGGUGCAGGACGAUGCAUAUCUUGUGUUUUGGGAUCAGAGAAAGAGCAGUCCACUUGGAGGAUACUGGAAUUCACAUACAGAUGAUAUUUCUCAGGUUAAAUUCCACAAAGAAAAGACUGAAAUAUUAGCAACGGGCUCGUUAGAUGGCCUCAUAAAUGUGUUCAACAUUAUGGAACAAAAUGAAGAUGAUGCACUUGUGUACUCGCUGAAUGUUGAGAACUCCAUAGAGAAGAUAUCGUGGCUGGACGCGAGGCAGGUAGCGUGCGUCACACAGUCCAACGACCUGCAGGUGUGGGACAGUGAAUCUGGUGACCAGAUCAAGAGUUGCAGUAGAGAUAAGAUUGCUAAAAGUAUCAAGAGAAGUAAAGGCGAUGACUGUUACUUGGUAGACACGUUCAUGUCAGCAGACGACACACCACUCGUGUUGGCGGGCUCCUCUGCAGGGAAUGGAAACAUAUUACGAUCAGCGAGAAUAACGGAGAAGAAGCUACAGCCAAGCACGAACUUCACAGAAAACAAACAGAUGGUCAGGUGCUGCUGGUACGACAAAGAUAGAGACAUCCUGGUGACUACGGGAGAGUCGGGCAUGAUAAGCGUGUGGCAGGGCGCGCCAGCACCCACGCAGAACGGCGGCACCUCCCACAAGCUGACCAGCUCGCUCAGCAAACUACACGUGAACCGACAUAAGCCAUAUUAAAACGCAAUUAAAAUUCAA
Galleria mellonella (greater wax moth) is the source of this 1297-nucleotide messenger RNA. RefSeq names its product WD repeat-containing protein 89. The record is from RefSeq and is a predicted model, not a curated record. The transcript has 7 exons. Gene Ontology annotation, molecular function: protein binding. Lineage: Eukaryota; Metazoa; Arthropoda; Insecta; Lepidoptera; Pyralidae. Bases 131 to 1279 code for a protein of 382 amino acids.